Closterium sp. Yama58-4 is the source of this 2463-nucleotide messenger RNA. The record is from the annotation of a GenBank genome assembly. NCBI's taxonomy places the organism in Eukaryota, Viridiplantae, Streptophyta, Zygnematophyceae, Desmidiales, Closteriaceae.
AUGCUCUCCGCCCCCGCGUUCUCCGCGCCGGCGCUCCUCCGCGCGCUGGCGCUCGCGCCGAGAGUCACGGCGCUUUCUCUGGAGGCGAGCGCCGUCGAUUUCUACGACGACGAGUUCCUGUCUCGCCUGCUCUCCGCGCGCCCUCACCUCGCCCGCCUCAGCAUCGCCCCUCCCCGCUUCACCGGAACGCCCCACUUUCGAAUCGGCACGAAAGCUGUCGAUAAUUUCUUCCGCCUCGCCUCGUCGCGCCUGCAAGAGCUCUCGCUGCGCGAGUGUCUCGGCCACACGUCGAAGCUCCCUGCUUCCGUCGCGUCGCUGUCGUCGCUGCGCGUGUUCCGCCUUUUCUCCAAGGUUCUCCGCUCUCUGCCCGACGAGAUGUGCCAGCUGUCUGCCCUGCAAGAAAUUUACCUAAACUGCCCGUUGCUGCGGCAGCUGCCCAAAACUUUCGGCCGGCUAACGAGGCUGGAGCACCUUUCGUUUACUGGCUGCUCGGAAAUGCGGCGUCUGCCGGAUUCGCUCGGCGAUCUCUCCUCGCUCACCUCUCUCCACGUCGACGGCUCGUGGCAGGUCGAUCGCUUCCCGCCUCGCGUCGGCGCGCUGCAGCAGAUGCGACGACUGGAGCUGCGAAACUUCACCGGCGCGUUACCAGACGCAUGCGAAAAAUGGGAGAAACUCGAGCAAAUCACUCUGGUUUCCUGCGCCGACAUGCGCGCUUUCCAGCUCGCGUCCGUGCACUCCCUCACGCGUCUCACCAUCAGCGCCUGCUUGAAUGUCGAGUCGCUACCACCCAACCUGCCCUUCGCGUCGGCAUUGCGCCAUCUGAAGAUAAACUAUCUCAACUCCGAAAUACCCCUCGAGCCGCUAAGCCAGCUCGUAUCUCUGGAGCGGCUCGCGGUCUCAGCCGUUGACCGCUCGGAGCGCUUUCCCGAGGCGCUCUUCGCGCUGCCGUCGCUGGCGUACGUGAGUUUGAGGUACGUGUCGUGGCUGGAAGAAGCUGGCGACGUGGCGGCUGUGGCGAACCCAAGGGAGCCCGCACGAAAUCAUCCCGCCGAGCACUCGGCGCUGGGCCCGUCCCUGACGCAUCUCAGCAUCUGCACGAACAACUUGUUGUACGGCGCGCGAGAUCGCAGGCUCUCCGCGCGUCUGUGCUCGCUGCUCUCCCUCACGCACCUCUCCAUCGACUGCCUCUCCUCCUGUUCCCUCCUCCCCUCCGACCUAGGCCAUCUCACCAACCUGCGCUCGCUCUCCCUCUGCGGCACCUGCCUCUACCUCCCGCAUUCCCUCUCCCGCCUCGCCCCAUGCCUGCAAUCCCUGAAGCUGGACUACAGCGGGCACAGCAGCCCGGAUACCUUACACCGCGUGUCCCCUUCCUUCCUCACGGACCUCACCUCUCUCACAGACCUCCGCCUCCACAACAUACACCUUCCCUCCUCCCUGCCUGCCUUUGCCUCCCUCCGCACGCUACACAUAGACUACGACAGACGUUUCUCCAGCGACGCGUCGCUUCCGCAAGAUCUGGGCCAGCUGGCAGCCUUGGAGUGGCUGGAGCUGAGAGGCUGCUCCUUGCAAGAUGGGCUUCCGCGGUCCUUCUGUGCCUUAAGCUCCCUGCGCCGCCUGUUCCUCAGUAGUGAAACCCUGAAGCACCUCCCCGGGGCGAUUUCUCAGCUGUCGCGCCUGGAAGAGCUCACUUUGGACUGGUGCUACAGGCUGGCGUCCCUACCCCCGGGGUUUGGACGUUUGGGGGCACUGAAAAAGCUGCGUAUUCACAGUGGGGGAAGUGUUCAUCUGCCCGACACUCUGGGCGACUUAUCCUCGCUUGAGGAGGUCUCCUUGGCAUAUUGCCCUCACACUCUCAGCUUGCCCUCCUCCUUCUGCCUCCUCCCUCGCCUGCUCACGCUUUCGCUCACUAGCUGUGACGAUCUAACCACCCUGCCUGCAAACUUCGGCUCGCUAUGCUCCCUGCAGCGCCUCUCUGUCGACUCGUGCAAAAAGUUCCACCAUCUGCCCGACUCCUUCUCCGCCUUGCCCUCCCUAACCCUCCUCAGCAUUUCGGACUGCCCGGAAUUCUCCUCCCUCCCUGAGACCUUUGGCUUGCUGCUCCGCCUCACCCGCAUCAAAAUUGUCGAAUGUGACUCAUUCACGCACCUCCCCAGCUCCUCCUCCUCCCUGUCUGCGCUCCGAGUGGCCUGCUUCAGCCUUUGCAAGCAGCUGCACUCCCUCCCGCCCACCCUCGGCCUGCUGCCUCGCUUGGAAGUGCUUCAGUUGAGGGAGUGUGAGGCGCUCAAGUCGCUACCGGAGUCGCUCAGGCAGGCGAGGGCGCUGAGGCACGUGGAUGUGUAUGGCAGUGGAGUGUCGGAGAAAGGGGUGGAGGCGGUGGGAUUUUGUGGGAAACAAGUGCAUGUUGUGUGGGGGAGGAUGGGAAAGGCUGAGCACGUGUGGACGAAGGUCCAUGGGAGGAUGUGA